AUGCGUUGCCCCAUCUUCCAGAGACCAGCAGGUGUAACAGUUCACCCUCCCGAAUGUGGGCUGGAGCCUGCCACUUCUGGGACUGUGUGCCAACUGAGCUGUCCCCAGGGAUUCGUCUUGUCUGGAGCUAGAGAAGAACUAAGGUGCAUUUCAUUUGGGAAAUGGAGUGCAAACAUCCAGGAGGCUCUGUGUAAAGAUAUUGAAGCUCCUCAGAUCCACUGCCCAGAAAACAUUGAGACUGAGACUCUGGAACAUCAUAACUCUGGUAAUAUCAGCUGGCAGAUACCAACAGCUGAGGAUAACUCUGGAGACGAGGUCUCAGUUCGCGUUACCCCAGCUUUCAUACCACCAUUUCUUCUCCCAAUUGGCGAAGUUGCCGUUACUUACACAGCAGCUGAUAAGUCAGGCAAUGAGGCAAGCUGUACCUUCAGUGUCAAGGUUAUUGAUACAGAACCUCCUGUAAUUGACAGAUGCAGAUCUCCACCACCCAUGCAAGCAGUAGAGAACGAGUACCCAGUGACAUGGGAAGAACCACAAUUUUCAGACAAUUCAGGUGCUCCACUAACAAUCACUAGGAGUCAUGCACCUGGAGAUCUCUUUCCCAAAGGAGAGACAACAGUUCAGUACACAGCCAUGGAUCCCUCUGGCAAUAACAGAACAUGUGUGAUCCACAUUGUCAUCAAAGGUUCACCCUGUGAAAUCUCCUUUGAGCCUGUGAAUGGUGAUUUUAUAUGCACAUCAGAUGAAGCUGGAGUUAACUGCACAUUGCGCUGUGCAGAUGGCUAUAGCUUUUCAGAAGGAUCAAGUGAAAACUACUAUUGUGCAUAUGAGGAUGGUGUCUGGAAGCCACCUUAUUCUCCAGAGUGGCCUGGCUGCUCUUUAAAUCGUUUCGCAAACCAUGGGUUCAAAUCCUUUGAGAUGCUCUACAAAGCAACGCAGUGUGAUGACAACAAUCUUCUAAAUAGCUUUACUGAUGCAUUCCAGAGUGCGCUUGGUAAAAUG
Apaloderma vittatum (bar-tailed trogon) is the source of this 1002-nucleotide messenger RNA. RefSeq names its product sushi, von Willebrand factor type A, EGF and pentraxin domain-containing protein 1-like. Lineage: Eukaryota; Metazoa; Chordata; Aves; Trogoniformes; Trogonidae. The transcript has 7 exons. The record is from RefSeq and is a predicted model, not a curated record. The annotation marks the transcript as partial.